Molecule: messenger RNA, 852 nt
Organism: Rodentolepis nana
Lineage: Eukaryota; Metazoa; Platyhelminthes; Cestoda; Cyclophyllidea; Hymenolepididae
Source: the annotation of a GenBank genome assembly
AUGGAUAAGUUCAAGAAAUCAAAUGAAACUCCAAUAUCUGAGAGCCCUAAAAGCGAACAUUUUUGGUUGGCUUCUGGUUCUGCGGUGAAUGAUGCCAGUUUUCUUCCCGGAGAGUGCUUAGCUAACGCCCAUUCAGACGACGAGUUGCCUGCCAUGCCCGAUAUGGUUUUCGAUCCUUCCUCUAUUCGAGAUGGCACACCUGAGGAAAAUAACCUUCUCAUGGAAGAUGAUGCUCCUUUGUGCAGUGUGAUUGAAGAACCUGAACCCUCGCAUUCUUCGUCGAAGAAACCUAUGGCUGCUGUAUUUCGCCUUCCCACUAGCAAAAAGAACCGUAGUCGUAAGGAGCCCCUUCGCUUGUCCACGCCCACCAUUGGAGAUGAGCUUCCUCAUUCUUUUUCACCGCCGGAAGAGACGUCUCUUUUUUCAGAUCGUCAAGUUGACAAGUCUAGCAAAGUCCAAAUUUCAAACCAUGCCGAAAAAAAGGUCAAAAAAUUGAAGCAAUCUAAGUCUAAUGUUAAAAAUCAAAUCGAUGAUGAGAAGGCUAAAAGCAAGGCGAUGAAGAAAAUUGAGGAGGCAGCAGGUGUUCUUGAAUUUCCCCUCAAAGUUACCAACAAAAAGAAGAAACUGAAGAAGAAGCACAAAAAGAAAUGUGGUGAACCUAUAUCCACUGAACCCAUUGUAGAUAGAACGUUAAUUGGAGUAUCGCUUGAGACUGCAUUGGAAAGAAAUCCCAGUCAUGAUGGAAUUCCUUUACCGGCCUUCUUUCGCUACUUAAUUGAUUUUGUGGAGAAGUAUGGCCUUGCAAUUGAGGGUAUCUACAGGGUAGGUUCCAGGAGUCAAUUCCCAAGUUAA